This is a messenger RNA of Salvia miltiorrhiza (redroot sage), 1144 nucleotides long. RefSeq names its product F-box/kelch-repeat protein At3g23880-like. Gene Ontology annotation, molecular function: protein binding. The coding region runs from base 29 to 1027 and encodes 332 amino acids. Lineage: Eukaryota; Viridiplantae; Streptophyta; Magnoliopsida; Lamiales; Lamiaceae. The record is from RefSeq and is a predicted model, not a curated record. The transcript has a single exon.
UCUGUCGAAAUCAGUGGCGCCGCCAGCCAUGGAGACCCGAAACACACGCCGAUCUCUCCAUCUCCCAGAAGAAAUCAUCGAAGAAAUACUGUCAAGACUUGCGGUGAAAUCAGUGUUGAGAUUGAGGUGCGUUUUGAAGUCAUGGCGGUCUUUGAUCGACAGCGAAAGAUUCAUCAAAACCCACCUCCAAAAUUCACUAAAAGACACAGCUUUUUCCCAUCACAGGCUCAUUCCUUAUUAUUCUCUGACCUUGAGCGGCUAUAGGGAGUUGUUUUAUAUCGUGGGUUGCUGUAAUGGACUGGUCUGCUGCAUCAUUCACGAGUUAGGGCGUUUUUUCUUGUGGAAUCCUGCCACCAGAAUCUCCAAGGAAUUACCGAAAAUAGAGAAUGUGGAUAGGCUCUUGUCCACAUACGGGUUCGGUUGGGAUGAAUCGACCGGUGUAUACAAGGUGUUUGUGUUGUUUUACCCUAGCAGCAGAGGCAGCAAGCGUAUGGGUAAGGUUUAUAGUUCAAACACAAAUUCAUGGAAAACAGUUGAGCGUUGUGAUUUUCUUCGCGUACAUGGUAAAGGGCAUUUUGUGAAUGGAAAGCUUCAUUGGCUUAGGGAGGAGAAGAAUGUUAGGGAAAUUGUUACAUUUGAUUUGAAGAAGGAGGAGUUUGGAUUGAUGAAGCUUCCAUACGAGUCAAUAUCGGUGAGGUUGGGCGUGAACGAGGGUCGCCUAAUUACGACGUGUGAAAAUAAGGAUGAGUUUGAUAUAUGGGUAAUGGAGCAGGAUUCUUCUUGGGUGAAGGUGAAAGCCACGGAUGUUGUUGUUUAUGAGCCUUCGUCUGAAUGUAUUUUGUUGCAAGACCUACUUUGCACAUCUCAUGAGAAUAGCAUAUUAAUUUUUGGACGGGCUUAUAAGGUAUUACGUGGAUCGACUUUAAAACUCUACGAUCGUGUCUAUCACAAGAAAGGCGAAGCUUACUCGCCACCGCAUCUCUACGUCCAAACUUUAGUCUCUCCGGUGCUACUAUCAAGUAGCUAGGCUAUUCGGAAUUCAGCAACCCUUGCUCCGCUCCCUCAAUUCUUUUAAUUAAUCUCUUUUUUUUUUUUUUUACUUUGGCAAAUACUUUUAGAUUGAUGAAGAAAAAAUAUUUCAUUU